Hirsutella rhossiliensis is the source of this 1767-nucleotide messenger RNA. RefSeq names its product arginase family protein. The transcript has 3 exons. The coding region runs from base 1 to 1767 and encodes 588 amino acids. Lineage: Eukaryota; Fungi; Ascomycota; Sordariomycetes; Hypocreales; Ophiocordycipitaceae. The record is from RefSeq and is a predicted model, not a curated record.
AUGGCCACAGUGAACGGCUCACCCUAUCUGCGUCUCCGGAGACUAAACACCAGCAACAGUAACAGCAACAUAAACAGCAACAAAGACGGAAACGGCGUUUUGGACGUCGGAGAUCGCGGGCUUCCUUCUGUUCAUGACGGCGCGGCAGACGAAAACGAUGUAGAGGGAGAAACCAACCUCGGACACAAUGUGCCCCGGACUCACCAGAAGCGGCACCACAAGUCCUCGUUCAGGUGGUGGGCCGACGAGUACAGAUGUGCCGCCCUCUGCAUCGGCGGAAUCGUCACCCUUGCUUUGGUGCUGUGGCAUUUCGACGGCAAACUUGCUCCUCACUUCGAGCCCGGCAUCGAGCUCGACAUGAUUGUCAUCGCCAUCAUGACGCUGGUUCGCGUUACUCUUGGAAGCAUCGUCGAGUCCUGCAUCUGCCAGGGAGCCUGGAUCUGGGUUUCCAAAUCGCAUCAGGCUCGGACGCACAACCGAGCACGGCUCGAGGACUUCAAGUUGUUUGACGAGGCAUCGCGAGGAUUCCUGGGCAGUCUGGCCUUGCUCUGGCGCCUCAAGGGACUACAUUUGUCCUGUCUCGGGGCCCUGAUCAUUGUAGUAACGCAUGGCUUCGAGACGUUUUCCCAGCAAAUGUUCGUCUACGUCCAGAAUCCGACCAACGGCAUCCUGGCCGCCCAAGUUCGCGAUCUCGAACCUCGAUGCUACACGGCCAAUUGCACCUGGCCCGUCUUCCCGACCCUUGCAGUCUGCGGUCGGUGCGCUCCCGCCCAGGUCAAGGUUCAUUGCACAGAAGAGACGCGGUCCUGCUCUUUCGGCAUCUCAGCCAACACGAAUGCCACGCUCUUGGAGGGCGCCGAGGUGGACCUGUUCCAGGUAAAUCCUGUGAAUGGAAGUCUGAGCAACGCCACCGACCAGAAGAAAGCCUUUGUCUCCAUGUUCGAGAUCAUGACGAUAUCACAGCGGGCAGCAGCAACACGCACGACCGGAGCCGAGUGCGCGCUAUGGUUCUGUCUCAAGGCAUACAAUGUGUCGGUGGCUGAUGGCAGGGCGCGGCAGAUGGUCGUGGCCACAUGGGACGAGAGCCGCUUUGAAGCAGCAACAAGCGCCCACUCCGACGAGCAUGUGUUUGUGAGCAUUCCCGAAGGCAUGAAUACGCAGCAAAUGUCUCGAUUCAGCGUCUCGGACCGUUCUCUAAAAGCUUUGCGAAGCUUCAUCGAUUCUCUGACCAACGGCAAGUUCGAGCAUGCCUCGGACGUUAUCAAUUUCUCCUCCGACUGGGUCGAGGCCAUGUGGCAAGCAACGGUUGACCUGGGCACUUGGAUUGACAAGUUCAGCCUGAGUUUGACCAACGAGAUACGCGAGCAUGGGACGAUUCGCGAUCCAUACAGGACGAAUUAUGAGGGCAAUGCCUCCAAAAUGGCCAAUUACGUCCACGUGCAAUGGUAUUGGAUGAUGUACCCGGCGCUGUUCCUCGUCAUCAGCCUAUUCUAUCUUGUCAGCACCAUCAAGGCCGGGGCUCGAGACGACGUGUCGGCUUGGAAGGGAGACUCCUUGCCCAUGCUUUUCAGUCGUAUCGACCUUCGAAUCCUCGCCUUGGGCUCAGAGAAGAUGGACGUGCCCAAGGGCUUGGAUGAUUUAGGCAAGUCGAGGGUGGCUCUAACCAAGGACAAGGACGGCUAUUGGACCUUUGAGCCGCACGGCUCGAAGGAAGAGCAGGACGAGGAUGAAGAGGAUGCAGUUAUUAGGAUGCUGAAUUAUCUCUAG